AUGCGGCAAAAUGGAGAUGAUGAUGAUGAUUGGACUAAGCUUAGCUACAGUAUUCCAGUGAAUUGGAUAGUGAAGGAUGGUGGCUCGAGGAAACAUUUGGUUUACAACCCGCCUAAAUGGGCCAGCUCUAAUAAAGUGAACUACGGGUUGAGUUUGGACGUGAUAAUGAAUGGUCAACUUCUCAGCAAUAUUUCGCUAGACAACAAAUCUUAUUACAUAAUUGGAUCAUUGCAAAACUCCGAUGUGUAUUAUCCUAGUGCACAGGUAUCACGGAGCCAUGUUGUUUUGCAGUAUCACAGGGAUAAACGCCUGUUAGUUAUGGACUUGGACUCGAAAUAUGGCACAAUUUUGAACGGCAAAAAACUCGAAACACUAUCCUAUUAUCCGUAUAAUGUGGGAGAUCAGCUAAUUUUGGGGACUCCAGAUAUUAAUCGUCGUAUUUUUGUACUCAAUGGACCCUCGCAACUCAUAAUACCCCCAAUUAAAUUGCACAAGUUGGAGCAAAAAACGCAAAAUAAAGGUGGGUUUAAAAGUGGAAAUAAAAAAAGUAAGGAGAAGUUAGAUGCGGAAGUUAAUAGUGUGUGUGACGUGUGUUAUGAUAUGUUUGACGAGGAUGAAGAAUUUUUCGAUCGCACAAAUACUAGUGGAAAUAUGAGCGAUAAAAAGAGGAAGGUGAGGCAUAGCGCUGAAUCUUUAAAAUACGAUAUUGCCAGGUUGGGAGAGCAAGAAAUUAAUGUGUUUAACCGAUGGUACAAGUUACUGCGUACCCAGUACAACCCCAACGGGGGUGUUUGUGAUGAAACUGCACUAGAUUUUAAAAUCGAGUUGGAGCAAGAUAAAAUUAUGCUACAACAAGAAUUAGAUGCAUAUAGAUUAGAAAUGUCUAGAUUUAUUAAACUCUUAGAGAUCGCAACUCUUUGA
Babesia microti strain RI is the source of this 921-nucleotide messenger RNA. Its product is annotated as Kanadaptin. Gene Ontology annotation, molecular function: protein binding; mRNA binding. The coding region runs from base 1 to 921 and encodes 306 amino acids. The record is from RefSeq and is a predicted model, not a curated record. Lineage: Eukaryota; Apicomplexa; Aconoidasida; Piroplasmida; Babesiidae. The transcript is spliced from 2 exons.